Messenger RNA from Salvia splendens (bonfire salvia), 1342 nucleotides. Its product is annotated as auxin-responsive protein IAA12. The transcript is spliced from 5 exons. Gene Ontology annotation, cellular component: nucleus. NCBI's taxonomy places the organism in Eukaryota, Viridiplantae, Streptophyta, Magnoliopsida, Lamiales, Lamiaceae. The coding region runs from base 100 to 807 and encodes 235 amino acids. The record is from RefSeq and is a predicted model, not a curated record. Gene Ontology annotation, biological process: regulation of DNA-templated transcription.
CCCAACAAAUUUUCCCACUUUUUGUUUCUCUUUACACAAACCCCAAUCAAACUUUACUGGUGCUGAAUUUUGAUGCAAAAUUGAUAUUUUCUCAGUUGUAUGAUGUCAUCGGAGGAGUGUUAUGAUGAGUCAGAGCUGGAAUUGGGGCUCGGCCUCAGCCUUGGAGCUGCAAAGACUAAGCCCAACCAACCGGCGCCAUCCUCCUCCUCCAUUACUAAACUCAAUCCCACCGGCACCAAGAGAACCGCCGAUUCCCCCUGCUCUCCGCCUCCCCGUUCUGCAAUUAGUCAGGUUGUUGGAUGGCCUCCCGUCCCAACUUAUAGACUGAACAGCUUGUCGAACCAUGCAAAAUCACCCGUCACUGAGGAACUUUUCUCCAUUUCUGAUAAAUGUCAAGGCAAGAAUACUGAUAAUUUAAAGGAAAAAGGAUUUGUCAAGACAUCUCUGUUUGUGAAGGCUCACAUGGAUGGGGUUGCAAUUGGUAGAAAGGUUGAUCUUAAUGCUCAUAGCUGCUAUGAGACUUUAGCUUCUGCAUUGGAUGCCAUGUUUAUUCCGAGUGCUUCAGUUGGGGCCAGAGGAUCAAAUAUGGAAGAGCAAGCUUCUGUUACUGGUAAAAGACAACAUGUUAGAUUCCUGGAUGGUUCAUCAGACUUUGUUCUCACCUAUGAGGACAAGGAUGGAGAUUGGAUGCUUGUGGGAGACAUUCCUUGGGAGAUAUUUCUGAAUUCUGUGAAGAGGCUCCGGAUCAUGAGGACAACCGAUGCCAAGGGGCUUGCUCCGGGAUCUCAAGAAAGGAAUGGGAGAUGACCAAUUGCUCCCUUGUAGAGAACACACCUCGUCUAGACAGUCUCGGUCUAGAAGCAUGAAGCUUGAAGUUGUGAAUUCUUUGAUGACAUCUGUUACCAACAAAAAAUAUCAAGGCAGCAUCGCGUUUUGGUUUAAUUUUGGUCACUUUUACAUCUUAUUACUAAUAAUAUUCUGACACAUCAUACACCCUCGGUCCAGGAUGCCAUCUGCAUCUGCACAACGCAGAUGCCCCGUCCCUCUUUUCUGUUUGUAGGUAAAGUAUACCAAGCAUUGCCAUGUGAUACACUGUAUGAAUGGAAAUGGCAAGUUUGCUACAUUCCCUCCUGGUUUAAAGAAGGAAUAUAGUAUAUAUAUAUAUCAUAUGCUUUUGCACGAAGUUUGAUGCUUUAUUCCCUCAUUUCUAUCUCCUAUUUUUCGUGUAUUUCAUUUGUUGAGCUGUGUGUGAGAUGCUGGAAGGAGAAUUUGUACAAUGUUUAGACAAUGUGUCAACUAUACACGUUGAUCAUAAUGUUAUUGAUAUGUCUUGAUCGUGGAA